Aspergillus ibericus CBS 121593 is the source of this 2527-nucleotide messenger RNA. Its product is annotated as ChAPs family protein. Lineage: Eukaryota; Fungi; Ascomycota; Eurotiomycetes; Eurotiales; Aspergillaceae. Gene Ontology annotation, biological process: Golgi to plasma membrane transport. Gene Ontology annotation, molecular function: protein binding. The record is from RefSeq and is a predicted model, not a curated record. Bases 151 to 2169 code for a protein of 672 amino acids. Gene Ontology annotation, cellular component: exomer complex. The transcript is spliced from 7 exons.
CACGAACGACCGGCGAGCCAGCGACCCUGCGCUCUCUGCUGCGCCUCUUGUCUUCGCUUCUCCCGAUCGUGGAUGCGCCUUUUGCUCCCGAUAUUACUUGGUCUACCCCCGUGACCUCUUCUGAGUUCCUGUCUGCGCUCUGCCAGCGCCAUGGUCGCGCCAGCUGUUCCCGAGAUCUAUGAGGAGGAGGACAACAUCUACGCCGCCGUCGAUGCACGCUCCGAGUCCCUCCAAAAUCUCCGGGAAUUAGGUCCGCCCGACUUGGUUUAUCUGGUCAAGCAACCAAAAACCAACGCCCACCAACAGACCGGAGUCUAUCACCAUGUCACCGGCGUCGAUGCCUCUUCCUCCGCCAGUUUAGCCGCCUAUGUAAAUACGCUCACCUUCUCCCCGCUGGACAAAACACACAAAGUGGUUUCGGGAAUCUAUUGCUGCUACAAUGCCUUCUCCCACCUGGACAUGCGUGUCGAGGUCAAAAUCCCCGGUACGCUGGAAAGCUACUGCAUCGAUGAACGCGGAGAUAAGCGAGUUGCGACAGAAGCCCUUUGGCUGGAGACUUUCCUGUGCGGUAUCCUGCGAGCCUAUUCGUACGCGGACAAUGGAGGCGGCGAUGCGAUCAGAAAGAUCGUUGGGGUGCGUCGGUUCAACCCGGUGACGAAUACCGAGAUGGAGCACAAGUUCCUGGAUGCUGCGGAGAGACUCUUCUUCUUGGGCAGACAGCUCAGCUCGGAUCCCGAAACACAAGUCCCGAAUACUGUCAGUAACCACCUUACGUCAGGCCUUCUGAAGUACAUCCAAACAACAGGACGUUACACCUCCGGUAUCAACCUUUUUGAGAAGCUUCGCACACGAGAUGUAGAGGUCUCGUCACUCCUCGCCAGGGUCCUCGUCAUGGCGGACGAGGAAGUCCAAGCGGUGCGAUUGAUGUUCGACGCCUUGCAAGAUGUUCCCAUGGACUAUGCCUUGCUUGACUGCCAGGCCGCCUUCUGUCAGAGCAAAGGCGAGGGAGAGAUGGCUUUGGAGUGCGCGAAGCGGGCCGUGACCGCUGCACCCAGCGAAUUCAGCACCUGGGCACGUCUGGCCGAGGUUUACGUCGGUCUCGAGCAAUGGGACCUGGCCUUACUAACCCUCAACUCUUGCCCCAUGUUCACGUACCAGGACAAGGACACACCGCGCAUGCCCCAGCCAUCCCGUAUCAUGCUUCCCAUCCUCGCUGAGAGUAUGCUGGACGAGAUCGACGAGGGACAGCCGAAGCAGGGCGAUCCCCAUGACUACGUCCACCCGUCUCUGCGGAGGCUCCACGCCGCUUCCUACCAGGGAACCUUCCUCAAGGCGUACAACCUCCUCACCAAGAUUGCGGCUGCAAUCGGUUGGGAUCAACUCCUGAAAAUCCGCAGUGAAGUGUUUGUCAUGGAAGAGGAAUACCGCGUCGAACGCCAGCAAUCCACUUCGAAACCUACACCCUCGUCCGCCAGCAUCUCGGACGGACCCAAUGGAAACAACGAGCAGGAGAAUGGUACGACCCCCGAGGGCGCCACAAACGGCACCGAGGAGGAACCAGAGCACUCCAUUGAGAAGCCAGAGCAAUCAAUGGCAUCGGAAGUCGUCAAGUCUGGCAACGAAGACCCCGACCCCUCACACUCAGCCUACACACAGUUCCGCAACAAGCGCCUGUGCGAGAGAUGGCUCGACAACCUAUUCAUGGUCCUCUACGAAGACCUCCGCAUAUACACCAUCUGGCGCACCGAAAUGGCCCAGUACCGGCAACAAGCCAUCGAGUAUAAGAAAUCCGCGACGGAGUGGGAAAUCCUCGGCGAGUUAGCUGAGCGCCUGCAUCACUUCGACGAGGGCAUCGAAGCCUAUCAGCACUGCCUGACCAUCCGCUUCUCCCCCAAAGCCAUGCGGGGUAUUCUCAAGUUGUACGAGAAGAAGAAUGACACGAGAGGAAUGCUAGGCGCCUUGAUCCGUCUUAUCGCUUGGCAGUAUCGCUGGUACUCCGAGUUCUCUCCCGACCUCCUCUUCCUGAUCCGCAAACUCAUCGAAGACGAAGGCGCCGUCAAGGUCCGCAGUAUCGUCCAGGCCACCAAUCUCCCCCAACCGGUCCUGGACCUCACCCACCAAUACUGCCAAUUGUGUGCUACAUUCCGCAGCAGCGGCAGUGACGGCUAGAUCCCUGAUUAGUGAUCCCAGACAAAGAAACCCUUCCUCUGCAACCUGACCUAUCUAGGUGGGAGGUCGUAAUUGAGUGAUUGGUUUUCUUUUCUUCUCUCCCAUAUUCCAGAUAGAGAUAGAGAUCAAAGAAAAGGGCUUGUGGGAGCGAGAAAAUGUAAAAGGUUGAUAGGAACGGGGCGAGGACCAGCUCACUUAUACUUUGACGCGUCUGCUACUCACCUAUUUCUUACUACUUCUUACAUGUUCCUUGGAUUUGUCCUACUUCUAUCUGUUUGAGUACGGGGUUCGUUUCUUACCUUAUUUUUAUCUUCCCUUUUUCUUUAUUUCCUUCAUGUGAUCUUAUUUUUAUCUUCUU